GAAGGGCGGCAAGGGUCCUGCAAAAGGACCGGCAGCUGCAGCUCCAGCGGCCGGCUGCAGAGAAACUUGAGGAGCCGAAGCCCGUGCCUUCCGAGUCCAUGGAGACCCCUGCGCCAGCAGAGGCCGCUCCAACUGCUGAAGCUGGAGCUGAAGCUGCAGCACCAGCGGCAG
Molecule: messenger RNA, 171 nt
Organism: Cladocopium goreaui
Lineage: Eukaryota; Dinophyceae; Suessiales; Symbiodiniaceae
Source: the annotation of a GenBank genome assembly